GCUCCGGCCGCCGAGCGCCCGCCCGCCGCCCCCCUUCUCCCGCGCGAGCCCGCCGCAGGCUCCCCCGUCUCCUCACGCUCGGUGCGGUCGUCCGCGGUCCCCCCCCGCCCCUCGGCCGCCCGGCGCGGCGCGGCCCGCGAUGGGGCUGGGGCUGGCGGAGGCGCUGGGCGCCGGGGCGGCGCGGCUGCUCUUCUACCCGACGCUGCUGUACACGGCGGUGCGGGCGCGGCUGCCCGGGUCCCGCCGGCCCUGGUUCCACCGCAUCGACGGCGCCGUGCUGCUGGGGGCGCUGCCGCUGCGGGGACGCAGCCGCAGGCUGGUGACGGAGGAGAACGUGCGCGCCGUGGUCACCCUCAACGAGGAGUACGAGACCCGCUUCCUCUGCUGCUCCGCCCAGGAAUGGAAGGCAAUGGGAGUGGAGCAGCUGCGUCUCAGCACUGUGGAUCUGACUGGAGUCCCCACCUUGGAAAACCUCCACAAAGGUGUUGAAUUCAUACUGAAACACCGAGCCUGUGGUAACAGUGUCUAUGUGCACUGCAAGGCAGGACGCUCCCGCAGUGCCACCAUGGUGGCAGCAUAUUUAAUUCAAGGUUUCUGCCUUUUCAGCUGCAUCACUGGAGCCCUCAGGAAGCAAUAGAGGCUAUUGCCAAGAUCCGUCCCCACAUCCUCAUUCGGCACAAGCAAGUCCAGGUCCUGGAGACAUUUCACAGGAACACAAUCACUGGGACAACUGCAUAGUGCCAGUAAGAACUAUCAAUAUCUCUGUCUUGGCUGCUUUAAAAAAAACGUAUGUUUUAAUGAUCUAA
This is a messenger RNA of Falco peregrinus (peregrine falcon), 806 nucleotides long. RefSeq names its product protein tyrosine phosphatase mitochondrial 1 (gene PTPMT1). The transcript is spliced from 4 exons. Lineage: Eukaryota; Metazoa; Chordata; Aves; Falconiformes; Falconidae. Gene Ontology annotation, biological process: protein dephosphorylation. Gene Ontology annotation, molecular function: protein tyrosine/serine/threonine phosphatase activity; phosphatidylglycerophosphatase activity; phosphatidylinositol-4,5-bisphosphate 5-phosphatase activity. Bases 140 to 637 code for a protein of 165 amino acids. The record is from RefSeq and is a predicted model, not a curated record.